Molecule: messenger RNA, 975 nt
Organism: Caenorhabditis elegans
Lineage: Eukaryota; Metazoa; Nematoda; Chromadorea; Rhabditida; Rhabditidae
Gene: srd-69
Product: Serpentine Receptor, class D (Delta)
Exons: 6
Coding region: 1-975 (324 amino acids)
Cellular component (GO): membrane
Source: RefSeq, marked reviewed
AUGGACUCCCUUUACUACGUCUUUCAUAUCUACUGGCCCGUGUUUUUUGUUACCUGUUCCCUAUUAUACUUUACCAUGUACAUUCUGAUCUACAAAUUUACCACCAAAAUCCUAUGGCCAAUGAGGUUUUUUCUCUACCCUUCCAAUGCUGCAAUGAUGAUCUCAAUUUCAAUGGCGUUUGCUACCCAGGCUAGAAAAAUCUAUAACAACCAGUCGAUAGCGCUUCUGAGUGAUGGGUUCUGCAAGUACAUUGGGCCUAAUUUUUGUCUGCAUUGUUAUAAUUUAUGGACGACUUUCGGAAUAACCUCCUGCAUGAUAAACCUACACAUGCUCUACUACCGUACCAUGUGCCUCAAGCACUUGGAUCCCAAAAAAGCUGAGCGAUGGACCUUGAUGUACUCCCUUCAUUACCUAUUCCCAAUUGCUUUUCAGAUCCUAAUGCUAAUUCCCCCAUCUAACCACAUGGAAGUCCACUCGGAAACUCUACAAUUUCACCCGGACUACGAUUACACUCCCUACUUGGGCUUUGGAGGGUAUAGCCUGGCACAAAAAGAAUAUGUGGAGAAAACUGCAAUGUUUCUGCUUGUGGCGACAUUUUACUAUCCGAUAGUUGGAAGUUACUGGAAGCAUCAGGCGAUGACGAUGUUGAAGACUCAUUUGUCAUCAAAUACAUCGAAGGUCACACGAGUCAUGUUUCAGACCUUGAUCAAGGGCCUGAAUUUUCAAAUUCUACUGCCAAUGAUCAGCUAUAUCCCGACAACGUCUAUAUACCUAUUCAACAAGGUUACAGGAGAGCAAUUCUUCCUGUCCCAGUACAUAAUCACCUUCCUGGGCACCCUUCCGUGCCUCCUCGACCCAGUUGUUCAAAUCUACUUUAUAACACCAUACCGGGAAGCUGUGCGGAAGUUUUUUGACGGAAAACCCCGCCAAGUGGAGACUACGAAUGUUAGCUGGGCGUCUCGUGUAGUUACUUGA